Messenger RNA from Racocetra persica, 1094 nucleotides. NCBI's taxonomy places the organism in Eukaryota, Fungi, Glomeromycota, Glomeromycetes, Diversisporales, Gigasporaceae. The record is from the annotation of a GenBank genome assembly.
CUAAAGAUAUUUGGCAUGAUUUGUCAAAAAAAGAUAAUGUUAAAAUUCAGAAUAUUGAAGUAACUGAAACAAAUAAUGUAAUAUCUGAAAAAAGUAUGGACUCUGAAAGAAAAGUUGAUGAAACAAAUGAAAAUUCAGAUAACAAGAAGAAUGUGAGUCUUAAACGAAAAGAUUUAGAAAAUGAACAGAUUAUUGAAAUUAAAGAUAAUAAUUUUGAUGGAAAUAAUGGAUUAGAGAAAGACAUAACAAAUGAUGACACAUCAAACAUUCUAAACAUUCCAUUUAUUUUACAAAGAAAAAAGUCCUCUGAUAUAGAACAUUCUAAUAUUACACCAUGUAGUGUCUCACCGUCGAGUCUAAGUAUUCAAAAGAAAAUGUCCUAUUCAUCAAAAGGAUCAUUUGAUUCAAACAUUGUAAAAAAAGGAUCUGAAUUACCCUCAACUUCUAAAGAAGUAAUAAUAUCGGAACCUGAUGAUGAUGUUAGUUCAAUGUUUAAUGCAAUUAAAAAUAAGCUACCAACAGUUUAUUCUGUGUUCAUAAGAUUACCGGGUAAUUUGUUGCCAUUUAUGUUAGGAAUGUUUAUUUUAGUCGAAGCAUUAUCAUCGUUGGGCUGGAUUUCUAUAUUUGCAAAUGCAAUGUCAACUUUAACGCCCACAUAUCCAGUUGCUGUCAUCUCUAUUGCUUUUAUAUCAAUCAUUCUCUGUAACUUGUUAAACAAUUUGCCAAUGACUGUAUUACUAAGUAAAAUAUUGCAGGAUGAUAAUUUUGCAGCGGCUCCACAUGUAACACCAGCAAUAAGACAAGGAUGUAUAUACUCGCUAAUUAUCGGAAGUAAUAUAGGUGCUUGCCUUACAAUUGUAGGUGCUUUGGCUGGAUUAAUGUGGGAUAAAAUAUUAAAAGACAAAGGUGAAAAAAUUGGGUAUUGGCAAUUUGUGAAAUGGAACCUUGGAGUUUUACCAGUAAUUGCUGUUGGUGCUUUGGAAAUUCAUCGUACAAAGCCGAAAGUCAAAAGCCGUACCGAAAGUUCUACUGAAAAUCAGAAGCUUUAUCGAAGUAAGACUGAGGAUAUUAGCUAUGCCAUUCAAAAUGCUUAG